UGUUCUCUCUGAGUUUUUCUGAUGAGAAAGAGAAAGAAAGAAAAUCACAUAAAUUACAUUAAAGUACCAAAAUUUUCACCGCAGAACCUUACUUUUCCACCUUAUAAAAGAAAUCGGUGUCACCAAACGUUUCACUUACAACGUUUCCUCUCUUUAGCCACCACCCUUUCACGUGUCCUUCUCUUACCUUGUUCGCUCCGUCUCUUGCCGAGGAAAAGGAAAAACCUCAAUUGGGUUCCUUUGUUUUUCUUAUUUCCUUGUUCCCAUAACGAGUUUCUUUGUGGGGGGUUUCUUACGUGAAGUUUUCACCUUUGUUGAAGGGGUGACGCAGAGAUUGUUGACACAGAGGUUAAAGGGUGGUGCUAGUUGAAAAAUGGAAGGAAGGAAGCAAAUGGGUUCUUCUUCUAUUACUUCUGAGCUCUUUGGGCCCAAUCAGUCCCAUAAAUCUUCUGCAACUGGAAUUUUUGAAUCUAUGUUUCCUCCACCGUCUAAGGUGUUGGGGAGAGAGUCUCUGCGUUCUGAAGCAAGUGAGAAAACUGCAAGUGAGUGGUGGAGCUCAAAUAUUGAUCACAUCAGCAAGGAAAGUGGUGGUGAAACUCAGAACACAGCACAUAAGGAUGUGAGUUCUAUGUAUCAGGAACAAAAAGUUCAACCAUGUCAGCUUAGCUCAUCAAUCCAUUAUGGUGGCCAGGACAUAUAUUCUCGUCCUAAGAGUACACAGGAUUCUGAAUUCAAUUCUUUGAUGUACAAGAAAGAUGGGGUUGAAGAUGAUUCAGGAACUGCUUCAAGAGGAAAUUGGUGGCAAGGGAGUCUGUAUUACUAAGAUCGCACUUGCCAAGAAAUAUGCUCCUUAAGGUAAAUAAGAGGAUAGUUUAGCAGUUUAGGCCAUCUUUUGUUGCGUGCACCAGUUAUGAAUAGCGUGAACGUUGUGGAUGGCUUGGCUUGUUGCUUUCUCCAGCCAAAACAGAAUCACUAUAUGAACCUGUAAAGAGUAUAGUAUUGAAAACUGUGGUAAUGUGAAAGUUGUAUUGUAUGGUAUAGGAACUUCAUGCAUCAUCAUCAGCUACUCUCUUAUGUGGCUGAAGCUUUUAAGCUUUUACUUUAAUGGGAGGAACCCUCUUUUACUGGUUUCCCCUCUACUUUGUAUUUCAGAUGUUGUAAGUGAGAACUCAUCAUUUAUGUACAUAUAAUAUAUAUAUGUUCGUAUAUCA
Vigna unguiculata (cowpea) is the source of this 1211-nucleotide messenger RNA. RefSeq names its product E3 ubiquitin-protein ligase RLIM-like protein (gene SIS). Lineage: Eukaryota; Viridiplantae; Streptophyta; Magnoliopsida; Fabales; Fabaceae. The record is from RefSeq and is a predicted model, not a curated record.